UGCAGAACGUAUAAUCUAGAACGUAUGUAUAACAUUUCUUGUCAAAGAUACACAUAUUUUAUAUAGACACAUUUUCCGAAAUGUUUAACUUGCGGAUAUUAAUUUCAACCUUAAUCAUCUUCUUAAUUAUACUCCCAUUGUGUUCCCCGGUGCUAUUAUGUUUCUCUCUUUUAAGAAAAUUUGUUACACUUGUAGCAAAAAUAUUUAAGAGGGGGACGCUCGUCAAAAUUGUGACGGGAGGAAGUACUUUACUAGAUCAGACACUAACCUUCACUCGGAAUGCUAUAACAAUCGUCGCCAUCGUGGAAAUUGACCGGGAGAAAAUUGACUUGUCCCGAUUCAAGGGUGACUUUGAAACAAAAGUGUUGCAUAAAAAGUACGAGUCUCAACUUCUCUACCCUGAACUGCAGUGUAAACUUGUGGAAUGGUGGGGAUAUUACUUUUGGGAAAAAUGCGACAAUUUCGAUGUGAACGAUCACAUAAAGUUUUUGAGAGAACCUGAUUUUUCCAAGGAUAGCUCAGCAAAUCCAGAAGAUUUUAAUAAACUAAUCAACCACGUGACCCAUGAACGAAUCUGGGUCAAGGAGAAACCACUCUGGGAAAUCUUAAUUAUGGAAAAUGUCACCACGGAGAGAGCACGUGGACAAACGCUGCUGAUUUUUAGAUGCAGCCACGUUCUUUGUGAUGGGAUCUCGGUAUUAAAAAUGUCCUCCAAUCUGUUCGAAACGGACGUUCCCGCUAACAAAUCUGUGCCACAAGAAUUUGAUAACAUUUCAUCACAAAUUUGGCUUCUGUUAAAAAUUCCAUAUUUAUUCGUUUCCUUCGUAAAAAAUAUUUCCAGUCACGUGAACCGCGUCCCGCCACCAAACAAAAGGUUACAUGAAAUUCCUGAAAUAUUCACCAAAACAAUGGAGUCCAUGCCGAUGUCUGUGUUUAAAAGGAUUAAAGACGCGUAUGGCAUAGAUCACUUAUCCCUUCUCCUCGCCGGGGUGGCAUUCGCGAUAAGACAAACUUAUCUCGAACGAGGGCUUAAGGUUGAUGACGAAAUUAAAGCGGGAUUCAUUCAACCACUUCCGAGUCAUCCGAUGAAAUUAAGGAAUCAUUUCACUGCGGGAUCAAUCCUUCUUCCAAUCGGAGAACCCGACUCGAUCAAAAGAUUGAAACUGAUUUCCGCCCGAAUUCGGAAAUUUCGCUCGACACGUGUCUCAAUAUUUGCCGCAUUCAUUUACAAAAUGAUAUACGCCCUACCACUCCCAAUAGUUCGACAACUCUGGAAAAAUCCACCCAUUCAGACGCCCAUAAUGGUGAAUAAUAUUUGUGGACCGUCACAAAAAUAUUAUUUGUACGGGGAUCAAGUUUCCAUCCCGUUUAUCGGGGUUAACAUGGCUCGAACUCAAAAUCGGGGUCUCGCGUACGAUACUCGUUUUCACACCUACAACGGGACCGGACAUCUCGGAGUGAGCGGAUUUGAAGAAUAUUUUUCGAGCACAGCAGAAGCAUCGAAAUUUCUCGCUGAUUGUUUCUCCGAAUGGGAAAAGCUUUCCGGAAUGGCGAAUACUUUUGAAGUUUGAUGUACACAUAAUUAUCUAGUUUUGCUACUUUACAUACAUAUUUAUUAAGGGCUGAAAGCCCUUUAUAAGAUCGUUAUGUCCGUCCGUCUGUCUGUCUGUCUGUCUGCCUGUCUGUCCGUCCGUAGCUCCGAUAACUUUUGAACGGAAA
This is a messenger RNA of Folsomia candida, 1719 nucleotides long. RefSeq lists its product as uncharacterized. NCBI's taxonomy places the organism in Eukaryota, Metazoa, Arthropoda, Collembola, Entomobryomorpha, Isotomidae. The coding region runs from base 81 to 1571 and encodes 496 amino acids. Gene Ontology annotation, cellular component: plasma membrane. The record is from RefSeq and is a predicted model, not a curated record. Gene Ontology annotation, biological process: triglyceride biosynthetic process. The transcript has 6 exons. Gene Ontology annotation, molecular function: long-chain-alcohol O-fatty-acyltransferase activity; diacylglycerol O-acyltransferase activity.